AUGAAGAUUGAAGAAGACAUGGAUACAUAUACACAAGAUGGAACUCUUGACAUUCACAAGAAACCAGCAAACAAGAAGAAAACAGGAACCUGGAAAGCUUGCAGAUUCAUUCUCGGAACUGAGUGUUGUGAAAGAUUGGCUUACUAUGGUAUGAGUACUAAUCUUGUGAACUAUCUAAAGAAACAACUGAAUAUGGGAAACGUCACUGCUACAACUAGUGUCACAAACUGGCAAGGAACAUGUUACGCUACUCCUUUGAUCGGUGCUUUUAUCGCCGAUUCUUAUCUCGGUCGAUACUGGACCAUCGCUUCAUUCGUCGUCAUCUACAUUUGCGGAAUGACGUUAUUGACGUUAUCAGCUUCGGUUCCUGGUCUAACACCUACCUGCAAAGGAAACGAUUGUCAUGCAACAGCGGCUCAAUCCGCGGUUGCAUUCGUAGCGCUUUACUUGAUCGCGCUCGGGACAGGAGGGAUCAAACCUUGUGUCUCCUCCUUUGGUGCUGAUCAGUUUGAUAAUACAGAUGAAAAAGAGAAAGAAUCAAAGAGCUCUUUCUUCAAUUGGUUCUACUUUAUGAUCAAUGUUGGUGCAAUGAUUGCUUCCUCUGUUCUCGUCUGGAUUCAAAUGAGUGUUGGUUGGGGUUGGGGUUUUGGAGUUCCUACAGUCACAAUGGCCGUCGCCAUCGUGUUCUUCUUUGCCGGAAGUAAGUUUUAUAGGCUUCAGAAACCAGGAGGAAGUCCACUCACAAGAAUGCUUCAAGUCAUCGUCGCUUCUUGUAGGAAAUCGAAAGUUAAGGUCCCUGAAGAUGAAUCUCUUCUCUACGAGAUUCAAGACGCCGAAAGCAAUAUACAAGGAAGCCGAAAACUCGAACACACUACUACACUAACAUUCUUCGACAAAGCAGCAGUGGAGACAGAGAGCGACACAAAACAAGCAGCUAAGUCGUCAUGGAAGCUAUGUACAGUGACACAAGUAGAAGAGCUUAAAGCAUUGAUCCGUCUCUUGCCGAUUUGGGCCACAGGGAUUGUCUUUGCCGCAGUUUAUAGCCAAAUGAGUACUGUGUUUGUACUACAAGGCAACACAAUGGACCAACACAUGGGACCUAACUUCACAAUCCCUUCUGCAUCACUCUCCUUAUUCGACACACUUAGUGUCCUCUUCUGGACACCCGUCUAUGACCAGCUAAUUGUUCCRCUYGCCAGRAAACACACGGGCCACGACCGCGGAUUCAYGCAGCUUCAACGGAUGGGAAUCGGACUCGUAAUCUCUAUUUUUUCUAUGGUCUCAGCUGGAAUCCUAGAGGUGGUAAGGUUAAGCUACGUCCGAAMACACAAUCUCUACGAACAGGAAAUCAUUCCGAUGACGAUUUUCUGGCAAGUUCCACAGUAUCUUUUAGUCGGUUGUGCCGAGGUUUUCACUUUCAUAGGCCAGCUUGAGUUCUUCUACGAUCAAGCUCCUGAUGCUAUGAGGAGUCUUUGCUCGGCUUUGUCGCUCACGACUGUCGCUUUCGGGAACUAUCUAAGCACAUUGCUUGUGACUGUGGUUACUAAAGUCACGACAUCCGGUGGAAGACCAGGCUGGAUCGCGAAGAAUCUGAACAGAGGUCAUCUUGAUUACUUUUACUGGUUAUUGGCUGUUGUGAGUUUCUUGAAUUUCUUGGUCUACCUCUGGAUCGCUAAAUGCUACACUUACAAGAAAGCAACGGGUCAUGCACUAUGA
This is a messenger RNA of Arabis nemorensis, 1716 nucleotides long. Lineage: Eukaryota; Viridiplantae; Streptophyta; Magnoliopsida; Brassicales; Brassicaceae. The record is from the annotation of a GenBank genome assembly.